GGAAAACAAAAUAAAUCUUUUGCCAACAUAUAUAUAUAUAUAUAUAUAUAAAAGAUGAUGAUGGCCAAAACAUUUCAAUUUGUCUGUAUACUUAUUUGUUUCUUGGCCAUUAUUAUCAACAUAGAGGCUUGUGUAAAAGAAAAUGCAACAUCAUACAUAGAUCAGGGAUAUUAUGUCGAAAAAACAGUCGUUCACAAUGCUAUAUCAAAAGGAGCAGUGUGCUUGGACGGAUCACCUCCAGCAUACCAUUUUGAACCAGGAUUUGGAGAUGGAGUGGGAAAAUGGCUUGUUCAUCUUUCGGGAGGAGCAUGGUGCACAACCGUGGAAGAGUGUCUGAAUCGUUCCAAAUCUGACUUUGGUUCCUCAAACUAUAUGAAACCAUGGUGGUUUCAAGGAAUUUACAGCAAAACUCAGAGUGUAAAUCCAGAUUUCUACAAUUGGAACAAAGUAUUUGUUAGAUAUUGUGAUGGCGGAGCGUUCACAGGAAAUGCCGAAUAUGUUGAUCCUGCUACCAAUCUUCACUUUAGAGGUGCAAGGAUUUUUAAAGCAGUAAUGGAGGAUGUUCUAGCAAAAGGAUUGAGGAACGCGCAGAGCGCACUUCUUAUCGGAAGUUCUGCCGCAGGAUACCCAGCAAUGCUAUACUGUGAUCGCUUCCGUAAAUUGUUGCCAAAUACUCCUAGAGUGAAAUGCAUGGUUGAUGCUGGUUAUUUUAUCCAUGUGAAGGAUCCUCACCAAGCAAGAAAUUUUACCGAAAUGUAUAAAGCAAUUGUUAAUUUACAUGGAUCUGCCAAAACGUUACCAAAAUCAUGCACUUCAAAAAUGAAACCAGAAAUGUGCUUCUUCCCGGAGAAUAUGCAACACAAAAUCAAGACACCACUUUACAUUGCAAUGUCGCCAUUUGAUAAAUUCCAGAUAAACACUACUAUAUACAAUGGGAUAAAUACAUGCAUUGAAGGCGGAAAUUGCACUGCAACUGAGAACAAACUCUUUAGAGAGUUUAGGUCGGAAUUCUUAAAUGCUUUGCCCAAAGCAAAUAAUCCUAAAUUAAGAGGAGCUUUCAUUGACGCACGCAAUCAUCAUACCCAAGUCCAAGGAUGGUGGUCUCCUAAAAAUGUCACCACCGUUAAAAAUUUGAAUCUAAUGAAGGCAUUUGCUGAUUGGUACUAUGAUCGGAACUACACCUAUGUGAUAGAUGAGCGUGACUUGCCAAUCUCUGCUAUGAAUGAUAUUAAACCUUGCGACACCAAGAAGUGACGAUGUGCAGUGUUCAAUUAAAAUCUAUUUAUGUCAAUGCAUGUACUUUAGAGACAACAGCUUGCUGAUGUAUGUGUUGAUGUUGCUAAUAUAAAUCAAUAAAGUUCAAUUGUGGUUUAUAAAUUCGGUAAAGUUCACUU
Molecule: messenger RNA, 1394 nt
Organism: Nicotiana attenuata
Lineage: Eukaryota; Viridiplantae; Streptophyta; Magnoliopsida; Solanales; Solanaceae
Product: pectin acetylesterase 7-like
Exons: 13
Coding region: 55-1254 (399 amino acids)
Biological process (GO): cell wall organization
Cellular component (GO): plant-type cell wall
Molecular function (GO): pectin acetylesterase activity
Source: RefSeq, a predicted model, not a curated record